CACCGCAAAGUGACAUGUAAGGCGAAGGGUGUACAGAACAUGGAUGAUGUAGUGGCCAGUCCUGAGGGAGCCCUUUGCCCUCUGGGGUUCUUUUUUGUCUUGUGUAGCUACGAUCUGGGAACUGCUACCCCCAGGAAGGCUGGCAUUACUCCCAUGCUCACAAUGCCAUUUUGGGACCGUUUGGGGAACUGAUGACCGAGGACGACAUCCUCCACAUCGAGAAGCAGAUCCAGAACCUCCAAGUCGUGCGCAAGGUCCAGAAAGUGGAGACCGAACUGGAACAGCUCGAGCAGGAGCUGCAGCAGCUGCUGCCCGUCUCUGCCGCCUUGGCGAAGGAACACUUCACCGUCAACCCCAAGCGCAUGCACGGCCGGGCGGAAGAUCUCCCUGCUUGGUGCAACAAGAUCUCCAUUCUCUUGAAAAGCAUGUCUAUCCUUCUGGCCAUGCUGGGGGGCAAAGCCACCAGUCUGGCCGAGAUGGUGACCUCCGAAACGUUGGUGCAGAAGGCCGAGGAUGCACAGGGAGUCCCGUUGGCAGCACCCACUAUUAAAGAUGGCCUGAGCCCCGUGGCCCGUUCUCAGUCCUUCAGCUGCAGCAGGGAGGAGGUGGAGAAGGAGAUCAUGCAGUGGGGGGUGUCAGUGAAGAAUCUGAAGGCCAACUAUGAGGUCCACGUGCAGGAACAGCUGAUCAGCGCAGCAUCCCGCCGGGUGUACAAAAGGAAGCGCUCCCUGCCGGUGGGAACGGCUCAGUUCACUCUCGGUCGAGAGCCCAUUUUGGAAGAAGACUACAUCAUGGGCCUCGAGCCGUUCAGCGUACUAGGAGAGCAGGAGAUCUCCGUUGGUGGACUGGAAGCCCCCAUUCAGCUCUCCCAUGCCCCUCUUCUCUACGAGGAGGGGCCCAGCCCAUUCUCCAGGGGGGACUCCUUCGCGGAAGCCAUGUUCAGCCCUGACCACAUGACCAGGAGCCUCCCGGUGCAGACGGAACUGAGUUGCGUCCAAGACUACAUCGACACGCGGAAGGAACGGAUUGUCUAUCUCUUCCUGGAGCACUGGAAGAGGUGGACUUUCACUGAAUCGGGCCGGCAGGUUCAGCCACAGAGGAGGGCGGAGAUUCUGAGUCCCAAUCUGGAGGAAGGCCACAAAGCGUACAACCGGUCUGCGUUGAUAGCCACAGGGCCGAAACCCAGCGAGGACCACCAGCUCUUGUACUUCAUGAAGCAGCGGCAAGUGGUAGGCAAGUUGCUCACCCACUGGAGAAGCAUCAUCAGCCAAGUUCCCACGAGGCAAAUCCGCCGCCUGAGCCGCACUGACAUAUUCUACUGGCCUGAGCAUUUCUUGCCCCACGUCAAUGGCUCGCCGGCGGAGUACGACAGCCUCACCUUGGACCUCUUCAUGCUAGGUUACUUCCAGCUUCUGGAGAUGGACAUGAGCCGGGAGGAACGCAAGUUUCGCCACCUGCUCUGCUAUGAGAUGUUUGACCGUCUGGGCAGUCACAGCUGGGAGAUCAUCCGCCAAUUUCACAAGGUGGUGAUGGAAGCAGUGGAGGUCGGGAAGCGGGAUUGGCUGGAUGGCUUUGAGGACCUCAAGCAGAGGUUCUUCAGGGAGAGCCUGCUGCUGGACCACGGGACUACCCCCAGCGUGGAUGUACCAGCAGAGAACCAGCACCCUCCCCCUGCUCUCUCCCACCAGGAACCUUCUCAGUCCUUGGUUAGCAGCACCCAAGAGCCCAAGGCAGUUGCAGAUGAGCUGGCUGUUGUCCCAGCCCCCAAAACUAGGAAGAACUCCAUCCAGCUCAUUUCAGAGCUUGGGGAGUUCAGCAACGAAGAUAUUUGCCGCUAUAUAGACCGUAGCUUCUCGUUCUGGAAGGAGAAGGAGGCUGAGAUGUUCGACAUCUGAGGGUACAGCUUCCUGGAUGGUUAGAGAAGAUUUGGUCCAUGGUCUUCACAGAAGAUGGCUUCUUACCCUCAAAUAUGGAUUUGUCCAAUCUAGGACUGGCCCUCCACCAUUACAGAAGGUGACAUUGGUUACUUUUCCAAAUAACAUUUGUCAGAAGGUGAGCUGCUGUUAACUAGGACUUUGGCUGGUCUUGGUGGACCAAAGAACGGAACACAGUUGGGUUCCCUCAAGAUCUGCUGAGGAAACGGCACACAAUUCUGAGGCCAACCAGGAACUCAGGUUUAUACCACAUUGCUAUGGUUCCAAGACAUAUACAGAGUUACAGCAAUGUCCUAGCCCUGCCUGAACUCAGACUUCA
This is a messenger RNA of Candoia aspera, 2253 nucleotides long. Its product is annotated as espin-like protein. Gene Ontology annotation, cellular component: cytoplasm. Bases 192 to 1895 code for a protein of 567 amino acids. Gene Ontology annotation, biological process: actin filament bundle assembly. The record is from RefSeq and is a predicted model, not a curated record. NCBI's taxonomy places the organism in Eukaryota, Metazoa, Chordata, Lepidosauria, Squamata, Candoiidae. The transcript has a single exon. Gene Ontology annotation, molecular function: actin filament binding.